AUGGUUGCAGGCGACUUUACGCUGGCAGUUGCCGCCGUUUUGAUCGUCUUCAUGAUCGUAUAUGUGCACGUCAGCUCCAGCUUCCUGGCCUGUGUCACGAUGUAUCAGAUCAUUAUGUCGCUUCCGGUGGGCGCCCUGUUCUACCGUCGCUUGUUCUUGAUCGAUUUUUUCGACUUCGUUCAUAUUUUGGUCGUCUAUCUCGUCCUCGGCAUCGGGGCGGACGACGUCUUCGUGCUUGUCGACACGUUCCGCCACCUGUCAGAUGAGCAUCUGCCAGCCGACGGCGGCCUUCACAGCGACGAGGAACUCGCCGCGCUGUUGCAGUCCACCCUCGUUCGCAGCGGCCAGGCCAUAUUCAGCACGUCGUUCACCACCACCGUGGCGUUUCUUUCUCAGUCGGUGUCUGACAUCAUGCCUCUGAGGACUUGCGGUUACUACGCAGCGACCUGCAUCAUCAUGAACUAUUUGUUCACCAUGCUCUUCACGCCGUCAGCCCUAAUCAUAUAUCACAAGCGUUUAGAGGGCAAGAGAUGCUGCUGUCCCUCGCCUACGCUGCGCCAGGAGCCGCUCCCGGGAGGUGAGAGAGUCGGCCGCCGUUCUAAGUCCUUGGCCAAAGACGGGUGUAUGAAAUGGCUCUUGGAGACCAUCUACAUUCCAGCGAUGCGCAAGCAGGUUUGCGGCGUCCGCGUCUUUGCCCUGGGCGUCGUCGCAGUCAUGAUGGCGACGGCAGCCCAGGGCUUCUGCUUCGCGCUGCAGCUGACGCCGCCGACCAAGGCGGAGACCUGGCUCCCCAAGGACCACAUGCACUGGGGCGUCUCGGAGUUCUGGUCCAACCACUUCUACGAGGGGGGUCACGCGGGGUACUCAGUCAUCACCUUCACGUGGGGCAUCGAAGGAGCAGACACAGCCGGCUUCGAGCCCUACAGGCCAAGCAAGAACCCCCCAACGGCCAAGUUCGACCCAUCGUUCGACAUCACCACGGCCGAGGCGCAGGCCGAAAUCCUUGACGUGUGCGCAAAGAUGCAGACCCUGGCUUGCGACCUAGAGGGCUGCGAGGGCUACGGGCAUACACUGAUGAUGAGUUCCACCUCCAAGGCGUACUCCUGCUUCCUCGAAGAUAUGCAGCAGUACCGGGUGGACGUGAUGGGCAGGCCGUCCAGCGAGCCCUUGCCGACAGGGGCCGGUUUUCUGGAAGAGCUCCAGCAGUUCGUCCAGGCAGACCCGUCGGUUCAAUACUCCUCGAAGGUGUGCCGAGCAGACUACGGUUACGAUGUGGGGUUCAUCGACGGGCAGCUGAAAUACGUGUCCGUAAAGUUGCGGUCACGAUUGGCUCUCAGUACGCCGUACUCCUCGGGCAUAGAAGUCCGUGACAUGAUUCAGGAUUUUGUUCGGGGCAGGCAGGGCGGCGCGCCCAGCGGACUGAAGAGCAUGAGGUUCAACGCCGGCGGCAUGUUUUCCUUUUACGACUCCGCUGCCCAAAUGGUGAUGGCUCUAUUCAGUGGCAUCUCCAUAGCGUUUCCACUUGCGUUUGUCGCGCUUCUGGUUUCGACCCGCAACUGGAUCGUCUCCGUUUACGCUGUGAGCUGCGUGGGCGGCAUCGUGGCUUGCGUCCUCGGCUUCUGCAAGAGCGCCAUGGGCUGGGGCUUGGGCAUCGCCGAAGCAGUUGCAGGUGUCAUUGUUAUCGGCUACUCGGUGGACUACGUUGUUCACCUUGCGCACGUCUACUGUGAGGCUUCCAAGAAAGGUCACCAGACAAGAGACGCGCGAGCCACUUUCGCGGUGCGAAACAUGGGCUCCACCAUCUUUGCUGGCGCGGUGACCACGGCCGGCUCUGCAUUUGUCAUGUUCUUUUGUGGCGGAUUUCACGUUCUUCAACAAGAUGGCGACGCUGAUUUGCAUCACGAUCAUGUACUCGUUCUUGUUCUCGAUGGGGCUCUUCACCGGCCUUCUAUGGCUAAUAGGCCCGCAGGGAACAUGUGGUGA
Molecule: messenger RNA, 1983 nt
Organism: Prorocentrum cordatum
Lineage: Eukaryota; Dinophyceae; Prorocentrales; Prorocentraceae
Source: the annotation of a GenBank genome assembly